GGAAGCAGCCGAGCAGGACGGAGGUGCAUCGCUGUGCGUUCGUCUCCCGAAAAGUGACAUAAACCGCGUCCUGCAUCGCUCGCCCCGCUUCCCAUUCUUACAAAAGCAGCCUCGGGAAUCCGGAGAGCCAUUGCAUUUUUUGCAAUCUUUUUGCAAUUUUGACACACGCACACACCAUGGUGGUCUUUAAGCGGAUCAAGGCGUUGAGGCUGGAUUUCGAGGAGAACGGCCGGGUCUAUUCCAGCGGCGAGAAAGUAGCCGGCCGCGUGGAAGUGGAAGUGGCCGAAGUCACGCGUGUCUCGGCCGUGCGGUUCCUAGCCUGCGGGGUGGCCCGCGUGUUGUGGAUCCGGGGCCCCCAGCAGUGCAAGCAGGAGAUGGAGUACCUGCGCCACGAAUCGGUGCUCCAGCUGGAGGACCAGCCCGCCGAUAAAGAUGGUUCUGUUUUGCUGAGACCAGGAAACGUUUACCAAUACAAGUUCGAAUUUGAACUGCCCCAAGGGCCUCUGGGCACCACCUUUAAGGGCAAGUACGGCUGUGUGGAUUACUGGGUGAAGGCCUUCCUGGAUCGGCGCUCUUUUCCAACUCAAGAGGUGAAGAAGCGUUUCGAAGUGAUGGAUCAAAUUGACGUCAACACUCCAGAUCUGAUGUCUCCGGUCUCUGCCAAAAAGGAGAAGAAAGUUUCUUGCAUGUUCAUACCAGACGGGCACGUUUCUGUUAGCGCCAGGAUCGACCGCAAGGGAUUCUGUGAAGGUGAUGACAUCUGCAUCAACGCAGACUUCGAGAACACCUGUUCUCGGAUCGUGGUGCCCAAGGCAGCCAUCGUGGCCAAGCACACCUACCUAGCCAAUGGCCAGACCAAGAUGUUCUCCCAGAAACUCUCCUGCGUCCGAGGCAAUCACAUCACCUCUGGCAUGUCCGAGUCCUGGCGGGGAAAAACCCUCCGAGUCAGGAAAAUCAAGCCAUCCAUUCUGGGCUGCAAUAUCCUGCGCGUGGAGUAUUUCCUGCAGAUCUACGUCAGCGUCCCCGGCUCCAAGAAGAUCAUCCUUCAGUUGCCCCUGGUCAUCGGCAACAAGUCCAGCUUUGGCAGCCGCAAUUCCAGCAUGGCCAGCCAGACCAGCUCCGAGAUGAGUUGGGUGGACCUCAACAUGCCCGAUGUUCCAGAAGCACCUCCAUGCUACCUGGACAUCAUUCCUGAAGACCAUCGGAUCGAAAGCCCCACCACUCCUCUCUUGGACGAGCUGGACAAUUCCUUCGACAGCCCCAUCUUCAUGUACGCUCCCGAGUUCAAAUUCAUGCCGCCACCAACCUACACAGAGAUCGAUCCUUGCACUGUGAACAAUAACAUUGUCCAGUGAACUCUCCGAAGAAAACUCCGGUGUGGCUGUGAUUUUAUCCAGCUUUUUUUUUUUCCUGGACUUUCAAAAAAAUUGCCCUGGUAGCAAUUCUGCAACGCAGCCGAAAAAAGGCGCACAGAGAAAAACCUUCCAGGUUUGUCAAAAUUGACCUCUCAGGAAACUGAGUCAGCAAAGGAGCAAGAAAACAGGCUUCCUAGUGCCUUAGCACACGCGUGUUCCAGAUGACAAAAAAAAAUGGGGGGCAUGUAUGAAGGAGGGUUUUUUUCCCCUUCCUCAAAAGCCUUUGCAGAGUAAAAUGUGUGCCCCUUGCAAAACUGACCGGUGCUAAUGCGAUUGUAGGGGUGGUAGAGGCAGGUGUGCCUCAUUUUUUUCCCCUCCUUGACACAAGGAAAAAAAGGGGAAGUAGAAGAAAACUCAAAAAAGUUUUUUGAGACUUGGGUAGUAGGGACUUCACUGCUACCGAGGCACAAAAAUUCAUACCUCUACACUUUUUUGUAGGUGUGACAUUCUGUAGUUGACGAACAAAAAAAGGGGGGCUUCAGCCAUUUUGUGGUUAGGGUGCAAGAAGGGAGAAUAAUUGGCUGGAAGAGUUUCCGUUAGGGAAGGAGAGAAUUUCUUGAGUUGCUCAUAUUGGGUGGAGGUUGAAUGGAGCUGCGGGGUUUCCCCCCCCCCCCCCCGUCUUUUAAACCCCCCCACCAUCUUAAUUGUGGCAGCUUUGGGAGGAAGGAGCAUGUAGGGGGAGGAAGAGUGGCUAGGAAAAGGGAUCAGAGGUUAGUAGAGGAGGUGGUGAGGAGGAGGCUUCCUCUCGCCAGCCUCCAGGAGAAGGAGGAGAAACGAGAAGCAAAGAGAAGAAGUUGGAAAACUUUGCAUAGCAAUAAAGCUAUUGCGGCAUCCGAAGAGUCUAUAUAAGCAAAUAAAUAAAGCUUGUUGAACAAUGCAAGAUAGCAGCUUGGGGUCCUCUUGAGUUGUUAUCUGUUUAUUUUUUUUUUAUAGCACUUAAAAUCCUGUAUAUAUUUUUUUCCUUUUGUCUAUAAAUCUGUUAAGUAAACAACUUUGUUUGGUUUUGGUAAGGGAGAAAUCACUGUUUUGCCUAGGAUCUCCAAUAGAUGUUCCAUGUUCAGAAGCGUGGGGUAGAUUGAUUGACAGGUUUGGGGGAGGUCGCAGAUGGGGGGGUUCAGCAGCCUUAUUGAAGCCCCCCCCCAGGGGCCACCAGAAGAUCAAAAAUGCUUUUUUGCCAAACGAUGCUGCAUUACAAAAAAAAAAAUGAAUGUAGACACAUAUCUAUAAGCAAAGAGCUUCAAUAUUUCAAGAAGCAUUUAUUUUUGGUCAGUAUCCGUCCUGCGACACUCCCGACUUGUUUACCUCCAACAACUUGUGUGGUUUUUUUUGUUCUCCCCACGUCAGAAAAACAAAUAUGCACUUGAAAUGACUCUGCACUGCAUAGCCGAAGUGUUAAUUCAUCCCAUGUUUUGUUGCCACAAAUACCUUGUGUGUCACACAAACGGGUGUACUGAUUAUUAUUAUUAUUUUUUCUUAAAACUGUUGUUUUUUUGUUUCACUGUUUUGUAUUAUUUGUGACUCAAGUUAUAUUUUGUACCGUUGAACUAUGGUGUAUAAAAAGCCUUUUUUCCUAAUAAAUUAUCAAAACAUUAAAA
Pantherophis guttatus is the source of this 3010-nucleotide messenger RNA. It is a transcript of the gene TXNIP, whose product is annotated as thioredoxin interacting protein. The record is from RefSeq and is a predicted model, not a curated record. NCBI's taxonomy places the organism in Eukaryota, Metazoa, Chordata, Lepidosauria, Squamata, Colubridae. Gene Ontology annotation, molecular function: ubiquitin protein ligase binding. Gene Ontology annotation, cellular component: cytoplasm. Gene Ontology annotation, biological process: protein transport.